This is a messenger RNA of Morone saxatilis (striped sea-bass), 3789 nucleotides long. RefSeq names its product cyclin-dependent kinase 5 activator 1-like. The transcript has 2 exons. NCBI's taxonomy places the organism in Eukaryota, Metazoa, Chordata, Actinopteri, Moronidae. Bases 102 to 1109 code for a protein of 335 amino acids. Gene Ontology annotation, molecular function: cyclin-dependent protein serine/threonine kinase activator activity; protein kinase binding. The record is from RefSeq and is a predicted model, not a curated record. Gene Ontology annotation, biological process: brain development; positive regulation of cyclin-dependent protein serine/threonine kinase activity; activation of protein kinase activity. Gene Ontology annotation, cellular component: cytoplasm; protein kinase 5 complex.
UCCCCUCAAAGCUCUUUGUCUAGACCAAUCAAAGAGCUUUUCCCCUACUACUCCUCACUCCGCCCUUCCUCUGUCCCACUGCUAACUCUCACACAGGCAUCAUGGGUACGGUGCUGUCGCUGUCUCCCAGCUACCGCAAGGCGGUGCUGUUCGAGGAUGGCCCGGCCACUGUAGGCCACUACACAGCGGUCCAGAACAGCAAGAACGCCAAGGAUGCCGCCGCAGCAGCCGCAAAGUCCCUCAAACGGCCUUCUAUCAUCAAUGUGUUGCCAUGGAAACGCAUCGUGGCCGUAUCUGCGAAGAGGAAGGGCUCCAAGAAGCUACAGUCAGACAUCGGGGACGGUGGGAAAGGGAACUCACCGGAUGGCCACGGCACUGCCAUGGCCAACUCAGCCUCCAAUAGCCUGAAGCUGAAGAAGUCUCAGUCCUGUGCUAACCUUUCAUCUUACACAUCCAGCCAGGACCCCUCGGCCACUACCACCACUACCUCCUCCCACCUGCCUACUUCCAAGACCCUGGCCAACGUAGUUACUGUUGCUGCCAAAAAGAAUUCCCUGACAGGCUCCGGGAUCCAGCCGUCUACUGCAGCCGGCACGCCAAAACGUGUCAUCGUCCAGGCAUCCACCAGCGAACUGAUGCGCAGCCUGGGCGAGUUCCUGUGCCGUCGGUGUUACCGACUGAAGCGUCUAUCCCCGACGGAUCCUGUGCUGUGGCUGCGCAGCGUGGACCGCUCCCUCCUCCUACAGGGCUGGCAGGAUCAAGGCUUCAUCACACCGGCCAACGUGGUCUUCCUCUACAUGCUGUGCCGCGACGUGGUUUCGUCCGAGGUGGCCUCAGAGCGCGAGCUGCAGGCCUCGCUGCUCACCUGCCUCUACUUGUCCUACUCCUACAUGGGCAACGAGAUCUCCUACCCACUGAAGCCCUUCCUGGUCGAGGCAGAGAAGGAAGCCUUCUGGGACCGCUGCCUGGAGAUCAUCAACCGCAUGAGCGGCAAGAUGCUCCAGAUUAACACCGACCCGCACUUCUUCACCCAGGUGUUUGCUGACCUAAAGAACGAGAGCAAGAAAGAGGAGGAGAAGACCAAACUCCUCAUAGGCCUUGACCGAUAAGAAGGAGCUGGGAGGGGGGAAGGAGGGAAGGAUGGAUAGAAAGAUUGAUGGAGUUAGGAGGUUGGUGGACUAAUGUAAUGCAGUGUAGCGAUACCUUGGAGCAGUACUGUUGUCUGGCGUCUCUACAGGUUUAUCAUUAAUCAAAUCAUUAACCUGUUUGAACAAAGAGCUUCUGGCAUUAAACACAGCAUUUAAAUCCUUUGAGUAGGGUAAUGAGCCACCCAAACACUAACCGGCUUACACCAGAGGCAGAUACUGAACUGCAGUGUCUCACCUGAAGCCAGUAACUGGCCUACAGAUCACCUUUAUGACAACAAAGCAGAUAAAAUCAGGGUUACUGUGGUGCUGGCCACAACACCAGGCUCAUUAUUUGACAUGAUUGGAUCUGAUUAAAUUCACAAAACUGACAGGCUACUUGUUGCCUGGGUCAGUUGGCUCAGGAUGCAACAAUAAAAAGAUAUGAGUCGUUCAAGAAAAAUGUAGCUGACAACACAGAUGGAAGCUAUGUUUUUAUCAAAUGCCUGGCCAGCAGGGUCGGUGACAUUAACAGGCUGAGAAAGAUAGCUAUCAUUUUUAUCUGUUGCCUCAGGCCCAGAGACACGCAUCCGUCUGACCUGUACCUUGUUUCAGUGAGAUAAGAAAUUAUAUCUGAUUGAUCUGACAUCAUUUUCUGUCUUUUCACAGAAAUGAAUGGGUUUAGAAAUGCCAGACAACAUAGAUUCACUCGUUUAGGCUAGAUAUUAUAAAUAUAAAGACACGGGACAUUGACAAGAUUAUAUUGUGUGAUAGCAUCCAGGCAUCUUCGUUAUAGAGAAAUGUCAGGGUAAUUGAAAAACCAUCUUGCAUGAGGUCACUUCAUAUCUCCUUGCACAUGUCCACCUGCUUAUUGCCAACUCCACUUUACCUUAUUCCUAUUGUCCUGCCCACGCUUAUUGCACUCACCAACACUGGCUGUGAGGUCCACUGUUGAAACUUUAUGCGCAUUAAAUAAAACCAUAUAAUGGAUGAGCUAGAAUCAACCACAACUGGUCUGCAAACUUAUCGGACUGUGAAAUUAAAGUCGCUAUUCGGCGUAAUUGUACUGUAGUGGGUUAAUCCAUUCGUAUCUUACAUAAAGUACUGUACUUUUAAGAGAAGAUUAGGGUUUAUCCAGUCAAAUCUGCUAUGAAUUGGGAGAUCAGUUAUUUAUUUUUAAGAGUAUGAAAUGCUAAUCCCUUGGGCACAGAUUAAUAGUUGUCAAACAAGCCCUCCUGUAAGCUGUUUACAUUUACAAAAACAUGGGGAAAUGCAAUACUGACCCCUCCAGGGCAUAUUUUACACUGGGAAUUAUUUCAUUCCUUCCUGUUCCCCUGCACUUUCUCCUGCAGUCCAUAUUGGUGCUGUCCUGAAUGACCACAUGAAAAUGAAAAUGUUUGAAAGAAAGAAAGAAAGAAAGAAAGAAAGAAAGAAAGAAAGAAAGAUUUCUGUUUUAAAACACUGCACUCAUGUUGUGUGCUUCGUACUGUAUGAAUGAUUGGUGGAGCUGGGUUGUGGAGGACGAGUUCUGGGUCGUAGAGGAGAUCUCAAAUAAUGGCCACAAACGUCAGAAUGAGAGAAAAUGUGAUUAUAUUCCCGGUUUGUGUGGGCGGGGGCAGACGCUACAAGUGUAGAUGAGACUUUUCUUCCAAAACAACACUUUGAUGUUGCUGUCGCCUCCUGGCUGGAGGGACCACCUGUUUGAAGUGUCGCCCCCUCCUCUCCCCUCUCCCCUCUCUCCUCCGCUCAUUACUUUCCACAGCAACAAACUAAAAUGACAAUCUGCUCCAGUCUGGUCUGAACCGGUCCUGUCAUGUCUGGUGCGGUCCAGUUCGAUCCAGUUGUCCCAUAUUUAGAGACUCUCUCUGUUGACCCGAUGGCUUACUUAUUCACCGAGUUGUUUGACAUGCAUGUGUGCUUCUAUAGGUUUCCUAGCAUGCUGCUUUGUGUUGGACACACCGCACCACAUGUUACAGAAGAGACUGAGCUGUCGCCACACUGAACUGCUGAAAGCUAGGCUCAGUGAUGUGACAUCCAGGCGACUCGGCACAAGGACUCUCUAAUGAAGGAAAUGCGUGAAAGGCUAGUUGUAUCCCUGCCUAUGCUGCACAUAUAUCGAUAAAGGCAAGUCCAAGCAUCGGACGCUCAUCGGAAAGUCCGCUGCUCUUGGUUCCAUGGUGCUUAGGGGCCUAAAAGACCCCUCCAAUAUUAAACAAGGAGUUUUUAACUGGUUAUGAAUUUAAUUCUUUUGCCUCUGUCGGACCUAAAUAAACUAACAAGACCAUCACUGAGAAGAUUGGCUAUUUCUACAUACUGUAGUUAUUCUUAAUGCUUGCUACCAGUUUUAUCCUAGGUAGUCUAAACCCAAAGUCACGCAAGAGUUUAAAUCAUUUUGUUUGGCUAUUUAAGGGCAAUUCAGCUUUGCAAUUGAAUAAAUUUGGGGCUUCAUAAGAUAUAAAGAAAUUGAAGGAGGUGCCAAGAAAUCUGUACUUUUAGUUCCUAGUAUGGGAACUAACUCCAAAAAUGCUAGAUCCUACAUUUCCCAUAGGACAAGUGGAUAGUAGUUUCUAACACAAGCUUUAUUUUAAAAGUUGUAAGUCUUUGGGUGCCCCGAUGGCUUACCUGGUGGAGCUGGCACCCCAUGUGCCAGGGUGUGGCCCUUUGC